This is a messenger RNA of Brienomyrus brachyistius, 866 nucleotides long. RefSeq names its product jupiter microtubule associated homolog 1-like. The record is from RefSeq and is a predicted model, not a curated record. NCBI's taxonomy places the organism in Eukaryota, Metazoa, Chordata, Actinopteri, Osteoglossiformes, Mormyridae. Bases 143 to 613 code for a protein of 156 amino acids. The transcript has 5 exons. Gene Ontology annotation, cellular component: nucleus.
CCAUUCCCUCUCCGACUUCAAUUUAGAGGGAGUCGGGUGGAGCUGGCGAGGUGUAGGGAGGUUGACAGGAUAUUCUUGGCGUUAUAAUAAGCAUUUUAUACUUUUUAGCAUCGUUAUCGUUGGAAAUUGGUUAUCUCGUAAGAUGACGACGACCACUACCUUCCAGGGAAUGGAUCCGAGUUCAAAAAAUAGUUCCAGGGUGCUGUGCCCCCCUGGGGGAGCCUCAAACAUAUCCUUCGGCAUGGAUGAGGACAAGUCACCGACCCGCAAGAACAGAAUGGCCUCCAAUAUCUUUGCUGAACCGGUCGACCCCCACGCCCAUCGACGGAACAACCCACCGGGUGGAAAGGCCAGCGGUGUGCUGUGCGGAGAGCCGUCAGCCCCCCUGAGAAGGUGCCACCAGCAGACUGCCCAAAAGAACUCCAUUUCCGAAGCUCCAACUUUGGAUGGAGAGAGAGAGGAUGCAGAGGCUGAAUACGCAGAGGAAGGAGAGAGCGCAGAGGAGCCAAAGGACGAAGAAGCCCCCCAGCCCUCGCCCCCCACAGUACCUGCGCCAUCCCCCAUGAGCCGGAAAAACCCUCCAGGGGGGAAAUCCAGUCUGAUCCUGGGUUGAGACGUCCCCCCCCCCCUCCCUUCACAAAGUAUUUUUCAUCCCCCACUUACGUGUGAGCCAUGGAAUUUAGUUUUUUAUAUAUAAAAAGUCCCCUUUUUUUCUAAAGCAUUGAGAGAAGCACUUUAUCCCCCCUCCCAUAUCAGCCCAUCUGGAAAAGGCAUGAAUUUCUGCUUGUCUUUCAUUCUUCCCCGGUGUAAAUGGUUAAAUGCCUGAUGUGCAAAUUUCUAAAUAAAAUAAAGAUUGAUAUAAGGUC